Haliaeetus leucocephalus (bald eagle) is the source of this 1148-nucleotide messenger RNA. RefSeq names its product fumarylacetoacetate hydrolase domain-containing protein 2-like. The record is from RefSeq and is a predicted model, not a curated record. The transcript is spliced from 6 exons. The coding region runs from base 115 to 1077 and encodes 320 amino acids. Gene Ontology annotation, molecular function: hydro-lyase activity. Lineage: Eukaryota; Metazoa; Chordata; Aves; Accipitriformes; Accipitridae.
CCAGCCCCAGCCAAAGGGGGCCCCCAGCACCCCAGGAUGGGAGUCACGGCUGGUGCUGGGAUCCACUCCGGGCAGGAUCCCGAGGAUCUGGUCCCCAGUGCCCACAGGUGACAGAUGCGCCUGCUGGGGGCCAUGCGGCUGGUGCGGUUCCGGGGGCCUGGGGGGGCCGAGCCCCGGCUGGGGCUGGAGGAGGCAGCCGGGGGGAACGUGGUGGACCUGAGCGUAGCAGAGCCGGCGCUGCCCCGCUCCAUGCGUGCCUUCCUGGAGAGCGGCCAGAGCGGGCUGGCUGCCGCCCAAAGGUGGGUGCCCCUCGUACCUGCCGGCAUCACCCUUACCACUGCCAGAUCUGGCCCCAGUGCUGAGACCCAUCGGCCCCACAGGGCGCUGGAGUCCAGCCAGCACCGGCUGCCGAGGGAGAGGGUGCGGCUCCUGGCGCCCGUCGGGGACCCAGAGAAGGUGAUCUGCGUGGGGCUCAACUACCGCGACCACUGCCUGGAGCAGAAUGUCAAGAUCCCCAAGGAGCCCAUCAUCUUCAACAAGUUCCCCAGCACCAUCAUCGGACCCUUCGAUGACAUCGUGCACCCAGAGGAGAGCAGCGAGGUGGACUGGGAGGUAGAGCUGGCUGCUGUCAUCGGGAAGAAGGGGCGGCACAUUGAGGAGUCAUCGGCCCUGGACCACGUUGUGGGCUUCACGGUGGCCAACGACGUCAGUGCCCGGGACUGGCAGAUGAGGAACGGGAGGCAGUGGCUGUUGGGGAAAACCUUCGACACCUUCUGUCCCCUGGGGCCGGCCCUUGUCACCAAGGAGGCAGUGGCAGACGUCCACAACCUGAGGAUCCGCUGCAGCGUCAAUGGGCAGCUGAUGCAGGACAGCAGCACCAGCCAGCUCAUCUUCCGCCUCCCCAAACUCAUCGCCUGGGUCUCCCGGUUUGUCACGCUGGUCCCCGGGGACAUCUUGCUGACGGGAACCCCUCCUGGUGUGGGGGCUUUUCAGAAGCCACCCGUGUUUCUUAAGAGAGGAGACGAGGUGCAGUGCGAGAUCGAGGAGCUGGGCACCAUCUGCAACAAGGUGGUGUGAAGAGGGAGACGCCAAAUCUCACCCCGAGUUGGCUGCCUUGCCCCCCUCCCUCUGUGGCAUUCAAUAAAUCC